CUUCCAGAGUCCAGCUGACGCCAUCUCCUUCGAGAGGGGGCUACAAAGUGUCCUUGAGAAACUGGACAGAGGAUCUGACUCGCCAUCCUCCUUGACACCUGAAGAGGGCGACACUGAGGAUGACGGUCAAGCAUCUGUCUCAGUCUCAUACAGGGAGUGAGUCGUCAUCCAACAGCAGAAAAGAGAUGCUGCCCAAACCCAUUACCAUUGUGACCAGUGAGUCGUCCUCCACCUGUUUUGUGCACUCCACAGAGGAGUUUGCGUAUGGGACAGGGCACGCCGGCACGAUGCAGACCCCUGCCCAGAUCCACACCCGACCUGCCCAGCACCAGCUCACCCAAGUUACCGCCAUUUUGAACCCUCCGGCGCCCCCUCCGCCUCCUCCAGCUCCCCCGACCCCCCCCAUAGUGCCCCCUGCCUCCUCCCCCCUCUCUCCACUCUCGCCCACCAUCUCCCUGCUGGAGGAAGGGGACCUCCGCAGCCUCGACCCCUGCAAGGACCUGUGGGGUACGCGCGGCUACGAGGACUACCGCCGCGCUGGUGCUACACGGACCAAAGUGGGCGGGCUGACGGGGGGCGUGGUGGUGGGCGGCGGCCAGGACAAGUCGGAGCUCUGCGUGGUGCGCUUCGAGAAGGAACUGGCCGGCGUGGGCACCACGGGCUGCGAGGUCACCGUCAUGCUGGACACCAAAGGCUCUCAGUGCAACUCUUCGCCCACUUGCGUGCCCAAUGCUGUGCCGGGAGUGCCGUCGGCCAGCGGCUCCCCGCAGGAGACGGGCAAAGGCUCACCUUCACCCUGCUGCAUCCACACCUCACUCGCCACGCCCCGCUCUCGGACUCGCAAGCGAGGGGCCAGCGGAGGGGACGCCAUCUCGCCUGACGAUGACAGCUCCUGUCCGCAGGGCUCCUCCUCCUGCUCGUCGCGCUGCGUUUACUGCCGCUCUGUCUUCAGCGCCUCCGAGAAUGGACGGGGCCGCUGUCGGGACGCUCCCGACCCGGCGCUACACUGCUUGCGCCAGUGGACGUGUGUGUGGUGCGCGGAGAGCCUGCUCUACCACUGCAUGUCGGACUCCGAGGGCGAGUUCUGGGAGCCGUGCUCGUGCGAGGACUCGUUGGGCGGCCGGCCACACGUGCUGUGCUGCGCCCGCUGGAUGGCGCUGUUGGUGCUGUCUCUUUUCGUGCCCUGCAUGUGCUGCUACCUGCCCCUGCGCAUAUGCCUGCGCUGUGGGGAGAGAUGUGGCUGCUGCGGAGGAAAGCACAAGGCCUGACAGGGGGGAGGGCGUGUGGGCGGAGCUUAUUGUGACGGGACGGGAGCACAAAGAUGAGGAACAGCCGUAGAGCCAGAUCUCCUACAUAAACCUUCACGAUAAUAUCCCCUCGCCCCCUCCGAAGCCGUCUGCUGCAUUCCGCUCUUUCUAUUCUCUGCUCGGACCCUUCACGCUCGUACCGGCGGUGGGUGCAUGGGUUCGGGGAGAUCUCUCUGAUUUGCUGGUCGUUGGGGUCAGGGGUCGUCUCCGGGAGGUGGGGAGUGAAUGGGGAUCAGUGAUGUGUAAACAAUUGUUUUGUUUUUUUCUCUUGGGUUUUAUUUUUUAUUUAAUUUAGGGAGAAUAUAUGAGAUGAAAAAUGUUUAUAGCUAUGGUUAUGGGACCUUUUUUUUAGUAUCUAAUUUUACUUGAACUACUGAAAGAUAUUUUUUGCAAUCGAGUUAACGAAUACACUCCCCUUGUACCUCUAAGUUACUGAGUUUUACCUCAAAGUCCAGAGGAGAGGAAGGCAGAUAGACUUAUUUCGGGGACUGUGUGCUGUGGUGAGGUUUUGUAUAUGGUCUUUGCAGUAGGUUUUUCACGCACGUUCGGCCAGAACAUAUCUGUGAAGGAGAACAUGUUGAUGUCGUAUCACUUUUAAUUGUUUGAGAACAGGGAACGUGAACGGUCUGAUUGAGGGCAGUUUCACCAAAACCACCACUUUCACCACAUACAUGCUCAUUCUUCUGUCAAGAGAGUAUAGUUGUAUUGAACUUGCCAGCAACCAAGAAUGUUGCCUAUAUUUGAAGUAUAGACCAAAAACGUGGAGAGAUAAUCUAGACAUGAAUCUGCCGAACAUUUGCGCAACAAAUGUGAACCGAGGCCUUGAAAUGUAGUUGUACACACCACCAAAAAUACAGUGCAAUUAGUUAUUAGUAAGAAGUAAAGAAUAAAAGAGCAAAGGCUUGUUGUGUGUGACACAACAUUUUAACUUUAUCUGUCCGUAUGGCAACAAGAGAAGUACUCAAUCAUUUACUAUAACGAAUUACAACGCACCUCGCGUCCAACGAAGUGACAGGACAUUUUGUCUGGGUAGCUCCGCCCACAGUGAAAUCCCAUUGGUCCAAAAACAUCAGCUACGUUCUGACUGGCUGUGACUGUGUUACAGUAUAUCAUUUUGUUUUCACUGUGGACAGGCAAAUGACGUGACGCCGAAAACUUCGUUGUCUGGCUAAAGGACGCAAGAAUUUAGACCAAUCAGUUCAAACACUGCCUGGCAUAACGGUUUGGACCUCAAAGUGUUAAGAAACAUUGCUUUAAAUAUCUCGAAGCUGCUAUUUCAGCUCCCCUAAACUUGUCUUACCACAGCCCUGUAGUCAAUGUUUGAGUUAGGAAGACAACGCCUCUUAAUUACGAUAUCUAUGAUGGGGAAGAACUAACGUCCAAACUUCAAGAGAUUUCUCCAUCAAUGUUGUAUUAACUGCUCAUUAGAGUCACUUUAAAAGAAAAGGGUUUUACAGCAAGAUGAACCACUGGACCAUUCAAUCUACACACAUGCAUUGUAUUUCAUUGUCCAUCUGGACUCAUUUCAGUCCAUUUUCGAAGACGUGAAACAUUCUCUCGCACUCACACACACACACACACACACACACACACACUCUUUAUGGGCAGAAUAUUAGACAUGAGUAGGGAAACACAAAAAAACACAAAAAUAGCACUGGAAAA
Sinocyclocheilus grahami is the source of this 2969-nucleotide messenger RNA. It is a transcript of the gene spred3, whose product is annotated as sprouty related EVH1 domain containing 3. Gene Ontology annotation, molecular function: protein kinase binding. NCBI's taxonomy places the organism in Eukaryota, Metazoa, Chordata, Actinopteri, Cypriniformes, Cyprinidae. The coding region runs from base 120 to 1268 and encodes 382 amino acids. Gene Ontology annotation, biological process: negative regulation of MAPK cascade; multicellular organism development. The transcript has 4 exons. Gene Ontology annotation, cellular component: membrane. The record is from RefSeq and is a predicted model, not a curated record.